CCGGAAGAACCAGAAUCAUGGCAUGGCAUCAAAAACGCAACCACUGCAGGAUCAAUUUGUAUUCAAAAAAACUUAUUAACUCAAGAAGUUACUGGGAAUGAGGACUGCUUGUUUAUUAAUGUGUACACUGCACACCCUUCAACGUCAUGGAUUGGAAGCAAAUAUCCUGUGGUGGUGUGGAUACAUCCAGGAGCCUUCUACAUGGGCUGGGGUAAUUUGGAUGUCCUUCGUCCGGAUGACAUGAUCAGGCAUGGACUUGUUGUGGUAUCAUUCAAUUACCGCCUUGGCGUUCUGGGUUUUCUGAAUACAGAAGAUUCCCAGGCCCCAGGAAACGCAGGACUUAAGGAUGCAGUUAUGGCACUCAAAUGGGUAAAGAACAACAUCGCUGCUUUUGGUGGAGAUCCAGGAAAAGUAACAGUUGUUGGAGAGGGUGCAGGAGGCGCUAUUGUACACUACCUGCUUCUCGCGCCACAGCUAACCGAC
Gryllus bimaculatus (two-spotted cricket) is the source of this 483-nucleotide messenger RNA. The record is from the annotation of a GenBank genome assembly. Lineage: Eukaryota; Metazoa; Arthropoda; Insecta; Orthoptera; Gryllidae.